Messenger RNA from Lasiosphaeria miniovina, 945 nucleotides. RefSeq lists its product as uncharacterized. The transcript has 4 exons. Gene Ontology annotation, molecular function: lipoyl(octanoyl) transferase activity. The record is from RefSeq and is a predicted model, not a curated record. Gene Ontology annotation, biological process: protein lipoylation; rRNA processing; tRNA processing. The coding region runs from base 1 to 945 and encodes 314 amino acids. Gene Ontology annotation, cellular component: nucleolar ribonuclease P complex; ribonuclease MRP complex. NCBI's taxonomy places the organism in Eukaryota, Fungi, Ascomycota, Sordariomycetes, Sordariales, Lasiosphaeriaceae.
AUGGGUCUCCGGCACCUGCACCUACCCUAUCGUGCGCCGUUCCUCUAUCCGCCCUAUAGCCUGGCCUCGCGCGUCCAGGAGCAUGCGCGCCGCCAGUUGCUGGACUUUAAGGACGCGAUCGUUCUUCGUGGCCGGCCCCCAUCGCCGCCGACCUUGAUUUCUUUCACGCCGUUGCCCACCUACACCCUGGGCCGUCGCCAGACCGCUCCCCUCAGCGAGGACGAGGUCGCACGGCUGCAAGCGCCCUUGCAUGUCGCAUCAUCGCCCAAGCUAUUGACCGCCGCCGCCGCCGCCACCACCACAUCGACGCCUUGUCUACCCGUGUCCAUCGUCAGCUCCCCCCGCGGUGGGCUGACUACGUACCACGGCCCCGGUCAGGUGGUUUUGUGGCCAGUACUGGAUCUCCGAUCCUUGCACCACAAGCAGUUCACCGUCCGUUGCUACUCGCGCCUGCUCGAGGAUACUACUAUUGCCACCCUGGGGUCCCUGUUUGGUCUAGCUGCCUUUACCACGGCUGACCCGGGCGUAUGGGUUCGGCCGGAGCCUGCUAAGAUCGCCGCGCUCGGUGUGCAUCUGCGCCGGCACGUCAGCGCUCUGGGUACCGCCAUCAACGUUGCUACCCCUGGCUCUGACGUGACCUCUGAGAAGCUCAAUCCCUGGGCACGCAUCAUCGCGUGCGGGCUCGAGGGCAAGGCUGUGACAAGUGUCGCAGCCGAGUUGGCUGCUGCUACUACUACUCCAGACGCAGAAAGGGAUCCUCUCCCGCAAGAAGCGGUGACUGCUACUGCCUGGGCCGAGGAGCUCGCCCGUCGGAUAGAGGUUGACGGGGUUGACGUUGUUGGCCAGCCUGAGGUGAUGGACCUGCUGGCGGACCUCAUCCGCCAUGACGCGAGUGUUGAAGAGCAGCAGUUCGUGACGGAGAUGAGGAGGGUGCUCGGGGUAUGA